GUCCCUCGGACACAGAGGAUCACCGAUCACGGAAAGAGCCAAAGAUAUCGGCUCGGUCAUGUGAUCAGCUGUGUCCAAUCACAGCUGAUCACAUGGGAUAUGUACACUGAUCAUCAGGGCACUGAUGAUCAGUGUUCCCUGAUGAUCAGUGUAGCCCCAGCAGUGCCAUCUGUCAGUGUCCAUCAGUGCCUUGUGUCAGUGUUCAUCAGUGCCUCGUGCCAGUGCCCAUCAGUGCCACAUAUCCGUGCCUACCAGUGCACAUUGAUGCCACAUAUCAGUGCCCAUCUGAGCUGCCUUUCAGUGUCACACAUCAGUGCCAGUCAGUGCCACCUAUCAAUGCCAAUCAGU
Molecule: messenger RNA, 348 nt
Organism: Staurois parvus
Lineage: Eukaryota; Metazoa; Chordata; Amphibia; Anura; Ranidae
Source: the annotation of a GenBank genome assembly